AUGUUUGCUGGUGCACAGAUUGUCACAACGAAAUUAGUACCUGCUAGUAAACGACAACAAAUAGUUAAUGAGCAAAAUGAAGAUAAAACGAUACAAGAUUUAGUGAAUGUGACUGUAAUGGUACCACGAACAAAAGCAGUCAUAGAUGUUGAAUCUCCAGCGGAGAAAUUUGAACGAAAAGUUCUUGCACAUGAACGAAAAAAUGAAAGAGCUCUUGAACAAAAGCAACUUACUCAACAUAUGGAAAAUUUAAUGGAAAAAGUUCUUCAUGACACACCAUUAUCGAAUAACGAUGAAGUUAAUUUACGUAAUAAAAUAAAAAAUAUUGUGACUAAAGUAAAUAAACAAACAGAUCGAAUCGAUUCGACAUCUCUUCAUCCAUCUGUUGCAACUGAAAGAUCAUCAUCAUCAUCAUUGUCAUCUCGAAUCAAACCAGAUUCAAUUGAACAAACAUUGCAAAAUAAUCCACAACCAAAAUCAUCGAAAGCAGAAAAUCAACGAGCUUUUCUUUUAUGGUCGGACAAGAAUAUUCGUUGA
Molecule: messenger RNA, 537 nt
Organism: Rotaria socialis
Lineage: Eukaryota; Metazoa; Rotifera; Eurotatoria; Philodinida; Philodinidae
Source: the annotation of a GenBank genome assembly